AUGAAUACAAAUGGCCUUAGCCAAGAGCCUCCAAAUGCAGUGUGUCUCAAUACCACCACCUCUGCCUUCCUGCUUACGGGUUUCCCAGGUAUGGAGAAGUCACAUCACUGGAUCUCCAUCCCAUUAUUGGUAGCCUACAUCUCUAUACUUCUUGGCAAUGGCUCCCUUCUCUUUCUCAUUAGAGAUGACCAUAACCUCCAUGAGCCCAUGUACUAUUUCUUGGCUAUGUUGGCAGCAACAGAUCUUGGAAUAACAUUGACCACAAUGCCCACAGUGCUUGGUGUUCUGUGGUUGAAUCACAGGGAGAUUGGCCAUGGGGUCUGCUUCUCUCAGGCCUACUUCAUCCAUACUCUUUCUAUUGUGGAAUCAGGUGUCCUGCUCGCCAUGGCCUAUGACCGUUUCAUUGCCAUCCGCAGCCCCUUAAGAUACACCUCCAUCCUUACUGACACCCAGGUAAUGAAGAUUGGGAUAGGAGUACUGACAAGGGCUGGUCUGUCAAUUAUGCCAAUAAUUGUUCGCCUGCACUGGUUUCCCUACUGUUGAUCUCGUGUGCUCUCCCAUGCAUUUUGUCUGCACCAAGAUGUCAUCAAGCUAGCCUGUGGUGACACCACUUUCAACCGUCUCUAUCCAGUUGUGGUUGUAUUUGCGAUGGGCCUAUUGGACUGUCUCAUGAUUUUUUUCUCCUGCAUUUUGAUUCUCAAGACUGUCAUGGGCAUUGCUUCUAGAGAAAGGGCCAAGGCCCUCAAUACACGUGUCUCCCAUAUCUGUUGCAUCUUGGUCUUCUAUAUCACUGUGGUUGGUCUGACAUUUAUUCAUAGGUUUGGACAGCAUGCUCCUCAUGUGGUCCAUAUCACAAUGAGCUACAUCUACUUCCUUUUUCCACCUCUCAUGAACCCUGUUAUCUAUAGCAUUAAAACCAAACAGAUUCAGAGUGGUAUCCUUCGUUUGUUCUCUCUGCCUUGUUUUAGGGCAACACUUUGA
Messenger RNA from Castor canadensis (American beaver), 981 nucleotides. RefSeq names its product olfactory receptor 51B6-like. The record is from RefSeq and is a predicted model, not a curated record. NCBI's taxonomy places the organism in Eukaryota, Metazoa, Chordata, Mammalia, Rodentia, Castoridae. Gene Ontology annotation, cellular component: plasma membrane. Gene Ontology annotation, biological process: G protein-coupled receptor signaling pathway. Gene Ontology annotation, molecular function: olfactory receptor activity; G protein-coupled receptor activity.